UUGUUGCAAUAAUUUGAAAACGAAAAAUGUGCGUAAUACUGUGUUAGCAACAAAAGAAACAUCCCUAUCCAAAAAAGGCAUUUUAUUGAAGCUUCUUGAGUGCUUAGCUUGGGAAUAUAAGUAGAUCAUUUUAGUGGUUAACAACACCCAUACUAGCUCCAUAGUCCAUACUCCAAUCUAGAAAACUUACCUUACAAAAGAGUAAACAUGCUACGUUUAGUCUGUGUAAAUGGCUUCUCUUUUUUAACAUCUUCAAAAAUACUAGUUAAAUCACAAGCAAAAAACAACCUAUUAUUGCCCAAAUACAACCCAAAUCGCUUCUUUAGAAGCAAUUAUAUUUUGACAAACACUAGUAAUAAUAAUAAUUCUGUGGCACCAAUAAAUUGUGCACAAAGUCGUGAAGAUUUGAAUCAAUCAUCAAAGGAAGUUAAUGAGAAUUCUAUGGCGAGGCUCCAACAAGGAGAGUUUAUCAUUCCUAAACACGUAGCCAUAACCUUGGAUGGAUGCAGGAGAUGGCAUAAAGCCCGCGGCCUAGACCUUGAUUAUAAGUCUUUCUUUCAGGCUAACUUGAGGUUUGUCGAGUAUUGUCUCAAAUGGAAAGUUGGCACUGCCACAAGUUACAUCUACGGACUAAGAAAUUUUAAGCUGCGAUCUAAGGAAGCGGUAGAUUUUUGUAUGGGGCAGUUUGAAACUUUUUUAAAGGAAGAAAUGGAUAAUCUUAAAAGGAAAGGAGUAAGAGUGUCAAUAAUAGGACAAAAAUAUGUGUUAUCUGAAUCAUGUCAAGCCACGAUAAAGAAAGUGGAGGAAGCAACAAAACACAAUACAAAACUUGAUUUAGUCCUUCCACUAUGCUAUACUUCACAAAGCGACAUAGUUCAAGCAACAAGAAAAAUUUGUCACAAAGUCAAGAAAGGAAGCAUUACACUAGAAGAUGUUAAUGAAGAUUUGAUUCAACAACAUCUUUCUGCUUGUGGAUCUCGACCCCUUCCCGACCUAUACAUACGAACGAGCGGUCUACUCCGCAUUGGGAUGUUGUUGGGAUGGCGAGUAGCCGAUGUUGAGCUAUACUUUAUCAAAACUUGUGCACCUGAUUUUGGCGAAGAUGAGUUCCUUGAUGCUUUGCGUUCCUAUCAACAAAGGACUUAUAGGUUGUUUGGUAGUUAAAAUGAGAGCAAUGUGUUUCAGCUUCUUCUGGUCAAAUUAAAGCUAUUAAAACUCCUAGUAGGUUGUGGCGUAUGUUUUUUUUUUUAUUGUUCUUAAAAUUGCAAGACAACUUUUAGUUUUUUUUUUUAGUCAAGAAGCUUUUGCGUGAGAUCGUACUCAUCAUCAAUCCAAUAUCUAAUGUCAUAUAUUGGAUUAUUAAUGUCAAAUAUAAAUUAUCAAUGUCAUACAUUAGAAUAUUACUGUCACAUAUUA
Chenopodium quinoa (quinoa) is the source of this 1416-nucleotide messenger RNA. Its product is annotated as dehydrodolichyl diphosphate synthase 2-like. Gene Ontology annotation, cellular component: chloroplast stroma. The transcript is spliced from 3 exons. Bases 208 to 1164 code for a protein of 318 amino acids. Lineage: Eukaryota; Viridiplantae; Streptophyta; Magnoliopsida; Caryophyllales; Amaranthaceae. The record is from RefSeq and is a predicted model, not a curated record. Gene Ontology annotation, biological process: polyprenol biosynthetic process; plastid membrane organization; response to cold.